This is a messenger RNA of Anopheles marshallii, 7776 nucleotides long. RefSeq names its product probable helicase with zinc finger domain (gene Helz). Gene Ontology annotation, biological process: regulatory ncRNA-mediated post-transcriptional gene silencing. Gene Ontology annotation, molecular function: metal ion binding; protein binding; helicase activity. The record is from RefSeq and is a predicted model, not a curated record. NCBI's taxonomy places the organism in Eukaryota, Metazoa, Arthropoda, Insecta, Diptera, Culicidae. The transcript has 4 exons. Gene Ontology annotation, cellular component: cytosol; P granule. Bases 1 to 7776 code for a protein of 2591 amino acids.
AUGACCGAAGCUCAAGCCAAUGAGUACCUCCGGAAUCGACUGUGGCAGAAGGCGAAAGACAUCUACGAUAGCAUCGUUGAAGCCUCCGGUAACGAUCAACCGUCAGGUCGCAGACAAUCGAAGGAGCAAGUAAUUGCGUGUCUUUACGGGCGCACAGAAUGCUGUCUAGAGCUGCAACAGUACGAUCAGGUAACUCAGGACUGUCAGCGAUUGCUUAAGCUGCUUGCGCUAGCUGAAAACACCGCCAACAACAAUAGCAGUCCAAACAGCAACGGGAGUGCUGCAGCAUCAUCCACCGAAUCUCCCAGCCCUACACCGUCCUCGUCAUCGACUGGAUCGUCGUCCUCUUCCUCGGGUAAGGGUACCGGAACGUCGACGAAAUCCACCGCUAAUGGAACAUCAAAUGCCGGCACCGUUGGUGCAAGCAGUACCGAGUCAAAGGUUCGGAAACGGCUCAUUCAUUCGCUGUUCAAGCAACAAAAGUUCGGCGAAGCGGAAGUGAUCCUGCAGGAAUGGGCUACAUGUCCGGGCGCUAAUCAGGACAUUGGUCGGUACCUCGAUCGACUGAAGGUGUUGUUGCAGAUGGCUUCAUCGUCAGGUGGAUCCUCUCCAAGUGCUGAUGGUGGUGGCGAAAACCACCAAACCAAUGCCGGUGGCAAUAACAACUUACCCGAAGGAUCAUCGGCUACAGGUGGUGAACCGACCACGUGUUCGAGUUCGUCGACCGUUUCUUCGCUCUCAUCGCUAAAUGACGAAUAUGAACAGAUCGAGACAAAGCUGGAUAAGCUCAUCCUGCACAAUCUACCCCCGGAUCGUUACACAAAGCAGCUGGGUCGGAUAGAGAGCCAGUUGAAGGUGGGCAAUGGGGAUAUGGCGGAAGAAUUUUCAGCCGAGCUUGAUGAAGGGAAUCAAAAAACAGCUAGCCAGAAGAAACAACAGCAGGAUGGUGACAAACCCAAGGACGUGGAUACGAUGGGUGAAAAACCGUCCGGAAAAGCUUCGACCGAAACACACAUGAACAGUAGCGGUAGUAGUUGUAGCAGCAGCAGCAGCAGCAGCAGUAGCAGCAGUAGCAGCAGCAGUGGCAGCAACAGUGAUAGCAAAGCUAGUGAUAGUAACUGUAAUUUAUUCAAUGAAGCAAACAGUGAUAAAUGCGAGAAAAAAGUAUCCACAACAGAUCGCGGAACAGCAGGUGGAUCGGGUGGAUCUCGUGCGGUGGAUAGCUCGUCUGUUUCUGGUCGCGGUUCUGGAACGGUUGGUGUUAGCGGUGGAAAAUUAGGCAACAACCAUCCGAUGGAGAAACACGGCAAAGUGGGCGGUGGUUCGUACGGACAGGAGAAACUGUCCGGUGGCGGCAGCAAAGGGAUGCCGAUGGACAAACUGAGCAGUAUUACCUGUGUUUACUGUACGCUUUCGUUUGCCGAUCGGUCUGAAUUGCGAGCACAUUGCCAAACCGAGAGCCAUCAGAACAUCAUCAUGUCGGAUGAAGGUCGAGACUGGAAAUGGCGUCCACCGCCUCGCGGCUUCGUAGCCGAGUCGUACACACUGUGUGAAAAGUUUCAGGAUAAUCAAAACUGUCACUACGGCAACCAGUGUGUUGAGGCACACGGUGUCGAUGAGCUGAACGAGUGGAAGGAGCGUUUCGAGUACCGGAAGAAGAAGCUGCAACGGGCACGCGACAAAGAACUGUACGGCAAGAGUUACACGGAGCAGCUGCUGGAACGGUGGGUGCAGGCACCCAGCCCGGAGAAGAUGAUGCGGGAAAAGGUGGAAGGCGUUGAAGAUAGCUGUUCGCACGAUCUCGUUACAACCAUUUCGUCGAAAGUAAGCAAGCGUGAAUGGUCGUUCGUACUAAAGUCGAAACGUUACCUGAAGGCGGUGGCACUGCUUCAAGACGCACACCGGAAUCAUUUUGUGCUGAAACAGGUCUGCCCGGGUGAACUACGAACCGGAGGUUCGAUCGGCAGUAGUAGUAGCAGUGGAACUAAAAAGGGCAUGAUCACCGGUGGGAAAGGUCCAACGACUGAAGCGGAACUGAAUUCGGAGCAGGAAUGGAUUGCUCCAUUGGCUAGCGCUGAGAAGGGUGAAACGGCUGCUACCGUGUUGGAGCACCGUGUGAAGGUGGGUUUCAGCACGGAAAUUUACGGUACUUUUCGGCAAACGGUGGUGUUUGAUUUCGGACGUGAGCCCGUGCUGGUAAAACACAUCUGCGUCGACGUGGUUCCGGUGACGGAGGUGGACAAAAUACAGGAGAUUAAAAAGGACAUCGUGAUGUCGACGGCUGAACGAUGGGAUGAGACAAACUCGGAGAUAUUCGAAUUUACCACGGCUCCCAUUCCACACAUGCAUACGCCAGCCUAUACAGCGGAUGCUGAACGCGAGAAGGAUCUGCUCCUGCGCUUCCCACUCCCAAAAGCUUCUACGUUCGUGCUGACGCAGUCGACGAUUACGGAAAAGAAGCUGACGCGCAACAACUAUCGCAACCGCAUUCAUGAGUUACUGUACGUGGAGGAAAUCGCAAGGUACGAGCAGAUAGCGCGCUACAACCUAACCACGCGACUCUCGAUCGUGACCAACUACCUGCUUACACCGAGCGGUAUGGCGACCAGCACGGCUAAGUACUCACACUCGGGUGAACUGUUUGCUUUGAUGAAGCUCGGCAAGGACGUCUCGGAGGACACGUCCGCUGGACGGUUGAUUCUGAACAACUGCCAAGCGGUCUACAUUGCGGCGGCCCGCGAAACCAUACCGGCUGGCGAACGGCGCAAGGUGUACGAAGCAGUUAUUGAGGAUAAGGGCAAGAACAUGAUCUACCUGAAAGUGUCGGCCAAAGCGGUGACCGGACUAGGGCUUAAACCGGACACGGAAUUCCUGUCCGACAUUCAGUUCCAACCCAAUCGGCUGACGUAUUGUGAGUGGCACCAGGCGAUCGACAAGAUUGCCGACUUUCGCCUCAUCUUUCCGGAGAUCUUUCUUGAACCGAGUAUCCCGUGGACACCGCAACGUCAGUGGGACGCAUCGCUCGAUCCGAAGCUGAACUCGAAGCAGAAGGAAGCGGUGGUAGCCAUCACGACACCGGUCAAUGUGCCGUUGCCACCGAUUUUGUUGAUUGGUCCGUUCGGUACGGGCAAGACGUAUACGCUAGCGCAGGCGAUCAAGCAGCUGCUGUUGCAGGACAACACGAAAAUUCUGAUCUGCACACAUUCAAACUCGGCUGCUGAUCUUUACAUCAAGGACUAUCUCCACCCAUGGGUGGAGGAGGGCAUGACGGAGGCACGGCCGCUUCGUGUUUACUACCACAAACGUUGGGUAGCGACAGUUAACAGUAUUGUCCAGAAGUACUGUCUGGUGGAUUUGAACAUCAACAUGCGCAACUUUCGCCGACCGACGGUAAAAGACAUCAUGAAGCACCGUAUCGUCGUGGUGACGCUCAACAUUUCAAUGGAGCUGGCCUCGCUGGAUCUGCCGAAGGGCCACUUCACCCACAUCUUCCUCGACGAGGCGGCACAAGCGAUGGAGUGCGAAGCGAUCAUGCCACUGGCGCUAGCGGGUGAAGGUACGCGCAUCGUGCUGGCCGGUGAUCACAUGCAAAUGUCUCCGGAGCUGUUCUCGAACUUUGCCAAGGAGCGCAAACUGCACGUUUCUCUGCUGGAACGGCUGUACGAUCACUACCCGAACGAUUUCCCGUGCAAGAUUUUGCUGUGCGAGAACUAUCGUGCGCACGAUGCCAUCAUUCGCUUCACGUCGGAAUUGUUUUACGAGCAGAAGCUGAUCGCGUCCGGCAAGCAACCGCGGCAUGAGAAGUUUUACCCGCUAACGUUCUUUACGACCCGCGGCGAGGAUGUGCAGGACAAAAAUUCGACCGCAUUCUACAACAACUCGGAGGUGUACGAGGUGGUGGAGCGGGUUUGUGAGUUGCGCAAGAAAUGGCCGAGUGCGUGGGGAAAGAUAAACGACCAGAGCAUCGGCAUAAUGACGCCUUACGCGGAUCAGGUGUUCCGCAUCAGAUCGGAGUUGCGCAAGCGACGCAUGGGUGGUAUCAGUGUGGAGCGAGUGGCAAACGUGCAGGGCAAACAGUUCCGGGCGAUCUUUCUCUCGACGGUACGCACCAGGCGCACGUGCAAUACGAACGCGAGUGAAGGCUCGAGCACGAAUGAGGAGGUGGACUAUGGGUUCCUCAGUAACUCGAAGCUGCUCAAUACGGCCAUCACACGCGCUCAGAGUCUUGUGGCCGUUGUCGGUGAUCCGGUGGCACUCUGCUCGAUUGGGCGUUGUCGCAAGGUUUGGGAGCGCUUCAUCGAGAUUUGCUACCAAAACAAGAGUCUGUUCGGUAUCACCUGGUCGUUGUUGCGUUCGCAGUUGGACGGUGUGGAACUGAAGAAGACGUACGUGCUGAAUCCACUCGCGCCGGAGUUUAUCCCGAGAGCUUUGCAGGGUGAGGCUUACCUGCGUGAUCAAGCCGCAAGUAUUGGUGGGCUAGUCAGCAUGUCAGCAUCGGGCCAAUUUCAUCCUGCGGUGACGGGUCAUCACGGUGGACCGCUGGGCGCGUCGCAUCCAGGUCAUCAUGGAUCAGCACACCAACAACAACAACCACAGCAGCAACAACAACAGCAGCAACAGCAUCCACAGCAACAGCACCAACAACAGGGUCCUUCUGUGCAUGCGUCUCAUCACUUGCACCAUUUGCAAUCGCAUCACCAUGCCGCACCUCAACAACCUGGUGCAGGUUCAUCGUUCCAUCAUGGUAACUUAGCAGCAGCAGCCACAGGUGGCAAUUUUCCGCUUGGCAGUGUCUCGGGUGGUACAGCUGGUGCUGGAAUAGCAGGCAUACCGAAUGCAGCCACCGCAGCCGCCCUUAUGCGUAACCAGCUAGCGAUCACACCCUUCAUUGGACCUACGUCAGCGGUCCAAGGGCCGGUAGCGCAAUCAUCGAUGCUACAACAGCACAUUCAAGCGCAGCAACCAUCGCAACAGCAACCACCACAACAACAACCACAGCAGCAACAGUUUCCGUACCAGAAUCAGCUGUACUUCUACCAGCAACAGCAGCAGCAGCAGCAACAACAACAACAACAACCACAAUCAUCCCAGCAGCAAUCACUACGUGCAGGUGGUCCAUCCCUAGUCCCACCCUCGGCCCUCGGAGGGCCUCCGAUACCACCGAAUAUGGCCCCGCCACCGAACCAGAACGCACCCAAUCUGUGGGGUUCGGGAGCUGGUAGCUCCUUCCCGAUGGUGUCCUCGCCCGGUGGUCGUAAUACGCCGCCCGGUUGGCGGUUGGCGCAAAAGAACGUUCCACCCUCGAUACGACCCCAGCUGGCGGCGGCAGUUGCAGCAGCAGCGGCCGCAGGUCAACCCGUUACACACCCACUCGGCAUGGGAUUGCCCGGUGGUCCAAAUCGUCCUGGUCCACCGCCCCUGAUUGCACCACCGAUGCGUAGUCCGACGAUUGCCGGCGGACAGGCACCGCCUUGUCCACCGUUGGGACCAUUAUCGUACUUUCAGCAGCAGCCCAACAAAGGGCCUGCCGGUGCCGCUGGAACCACUCUCAUGCAAACACAGGCUCAGCAGCAGCAGCAGCAACAACAGCAAGCCGGUGGAGCGUUUGGACUUUAUCAUCAGGCCCCCCAUCUUAGUGGUGGCCCCCUACAGCAAGGCGGGCCGGUCGUUGCACAACCGAAUCAUCAUAUUCGGCCAAUGCUGACUGGUGGACCCAUUAGUCCAAGCAGUUUCCAGCAGCAACAACAGCCCCAGGUGGUACCCAAUUCUCAAUCCCAGGCGCAUUUUGGACAAACUGGCGACCUGUACAUGACCAGCAUUCAGAAUGAUUUGAUGGCAAUGUCUAACCGGAUGCCGCAUAUGGCGGUUGCAGCUGCGGCUGCUGCAGCAGUUGCCGCGGGACAGAAACUCGGCACAGGAGCCGGUGGCGGUAGUGGUGGUGUAGUAGGAAGUGGUCCCAUGGGACAUCGCACGGGCGCUACCGAACAGUACGCCAUGGACAAAGCGUCUGAUUUCCACUUUCUCCAAAACGUCCACUUUCCGGAGCUGCGUAACUCUUCGGCAAAUCAUCAGUUGGGUGGCACUCUUACGGCUGUUGGGCCGCAUUUGCCGGCAGUUUCCACAUCAGCGCAUUUACUACAGCAGCAGCAACAUCAACAACAAAUACCUACAGCCGUGCUUGGAUCGGUGGCACAACAACAUCACGGUUCGUUAGGGUCCGCUCACGUUCUUACUGACUUCAAUCAUUUGCUGCCCGCGGGCGUGAGUUUCUUCGAGAUGGCGGUUCAAACGAAAGAGUUCCAGUACUACUGGUUCACGAAGCUGAUGGAAACGAAAGGGCUUGAAGCGGCUCACAAGUUCACGGACAUUCUGCGCCAGGUGCCGACGGCGGUGGCUAAUUCGAUGAAAUCGCAGCCAGCAGGCGGCUUACCGCCGGCUAACAGCCAGCCACAACCGGGUGUGAAGAUGCCCGGAUUAGUCGGUACGGGUGCUGGCAAUGGUCCGCUUUCCUCACAGGCUGAUCUCUUUCUCGAUAACAUACUGAAUCCCAUGCGGGACCCGCUGCUGCUCGGUGCGGGAGCCGGCAAUGUAGGGAACCUUGUGCAGGGCAACGUGCUGGUGAAUGGGGUUGCUGGUUCUGGACCUUCGACCAACGCAACCACCAGUCAUCCGGGUACAAGCGCUAAAAGUGGAGGUAUUCUUGAAUCGGUCGAUCUAUUCGCUAGUCUGUCCUCGUCGUUAGCGCCCGAAAUUCCAACCCUGGGUGGGCAAACGCAACAGAGUCAGCCACAACAAUCGGUACCACUGUAUCGUCGGCAGGCGGGACAGAAUUAUCAAAGCAGUGGUUCGGGAGGUGGAGGAGGAGCAAGCAAUGCCAGCAGUGGCGGUGGUCCCGGCGGUACGGCUUCUUCUUCAUCCAAUGCGCAGUCAAUCGAAUCGUCCACACCGGAUCUGCUUGAUUCAGUGCAACUACAUCAGCAUCAGCAACAACAACAACAGCAGCAGCAACAACACUUUGGCAUGCAGCAAACGCUGCUCGAUUUACUGGAGCCGAAAAUGUCCCAACAAAAUUACCUUUUCGGUGCCGCAAACGGUGGGAAUCAGUUUGCCGGUAACGCGUUGCUGGAUCAGCACCAACAGCAACAACAGAACGGUGGAUUUCCUGGUAAUGGUGGCUACAGCUCCAUACAAAACAUUGCGGCUGGUUUGUUGCAACAGCAGCAGCAGCAGCAACAACAGCAACAGAUGCAACAUCAGCAGCUUGGUGGGCGGGACUAUAUGCCACAUCUGACAUCACAUGCUGGUCCGCAAAUGGUGCAGGGCGGGAUGGUACAAUCUCAGCCGCAUCCGCACGACGAUCAUCUGCUGUCACAGCGUCCGCCCGGUGUUGGUGCCGGUACAGUAGUGGGCCCAUCCGGAAUGCCACCCUCGUCAUCAGCAGCACAUGCAACGUACGCGAGCGUACUGAGCCAGGGACAGCAUCAGCAGCACCAUCAUCAUCAGCACCAUCACGGUAAUAAUGCUAACCAGCAUCAGGUGCAACAGCAUCACCACUACGCCGGUCAACAGCAUCAGCAGCACGCUGUAAUGGAUGGGCUGAAGCAACACGGAAAGAUGGAUCUUUCGGAUGGUGCCGGUGGUCUUGGAGGUGCGGCCGGUGCACUGGUCGAUGGCAGUGCCAACAAUAGCAACAAUAGCGCAGUGGGCAACGACCCUUUCGCUCCAUUGCGCAAUCUUGGUGGCAAGAGCAAUGGGCUUUAUAAUUACUUUCUUUAA